Antechinus flavipes (yellow-footed antechinus) is the source of this 1128-nucleotide messenger RNA. RefSeq names its product 3'(2'), 5'-bisphosphate nucleotidase 1 (gene BPNT1). Gene Ontology annotation, biological process: phosphatidylinositol phosphate biosynthetic process. The record is from RefSeq and is a predicted model, not a curated record. Gene Ontology annotation, molecular function: 3'(2'),5'-bisphosphate nucleotidase activity. The transcript is spliced from 9 exons. Lineage: Eukaryota; Metazoa; Chordata; Mammalia; Dasyuromorphia; Dasyuridae. The coding region runs from base 125 to 1051 and encodes 308 amino acids.
UAUAGAAAUCCAAGGGAGGAAAUACUGAUUGAAUUGUAGUUUGGGCUGUUCUUAAGGACCUUGAUUGUUUCCUGGUAGCUGGUUUCAUGCUUCACGUGCCACUGCUACAAAAAGAGUGUUAAUCAUGGCUUCCAGUCCAACUCUCCUGAUUCGUUUGGUUGCUUCAGCAUAUUCUAUUGCUCAGAAAGCUGGAGUGAUAGUCAGAAAUGUGAUGGCCGGGGGUGAUCUUGGAAUCGUGGAGAAGACAUCCUCGAUAGAUCUACAAACCAAAGCUGAUCGAUUGGUGCAGAUGAGUAUAUGUUCUUCACUGGCACAGAAAUUCCCCAAACUAACAAUAAUAGGAGAAGAGGAUCUGCCUGCUCAAGAGGUAGAUCAAGAGCUGAUUGAAGAUGGUCAAUGGGAGGAAAUUCUGAAGAAACCAUGUCCCACACAAUACAGUGCUAUCAAAGAGGAAGAUCUUGUUGUAUGGGUUGAUCCUCUGGAUGGCACCAAGGAAUACACUGAAGGUCUCCUGGAUAAUGUAACAGUCCUUAUUGGAAUUGCUUAUGAAGGAAAAGCAAUAGCAGGAGUUAUUAACCAGCCUUAUUACAACUAUCAGGCAGGUGCAGAUGCUGUGCUCGGGAGGACAAUUUGGGGAAUUUUAGGUUUGGGUGCCUUUGGGUUUCAGCUGAAUGAAGUGCCUGAUGGGAAACAUAUAAUCACCACCACUCGUUCACAUUCUAGCAAGUUGGUAAAUGAUUGCGUUUCUGCUAUGAAUCCUGAUAAUGUUCUCAGAGUGGGAGGAGCAGGAAAUAAGAUCAUUCAGCUGAUUGAAGGCAAGGCAUCUGCUUAUGUAUUUGCUAGUCCUGGCUGUAAGAAGUGGGAUACUUGUGCUCCAGAAGUUAUUUUACAUGCUGUGGGAGGCAAAUUGACUGACAUUCAUGGAAAUGCCCUUCAGUACCAUAAGGAGGUAAAACAUAUGAAUUCUGCUGGUGUCCUUGCCACAUUGAGGAAUCAUGACUAUUAUGCAAGCCGUGUUCCAGAGACUGUUAAGAAAGCACUUGUGCCAUGAGGGACAUAAAUCUGCUUACCAGUGAAAAAAAUUGUGAUUUAAUAUUCAAGUUAAUAAAUUUUUUUAAAUUAUGAAAA